CACAAAGUUUUAGAAACUAGGCAAUAUGAUUGAAUUGCCUCGAAUUACACGAGCCCUAAGGGCACACACACAGCUUGAUAAACCACGAUGUUUAAAACCAACCGGUGAUUCUAUAACGGCAGUGAUCAGGCCAAGAAAUCAGAAGAGAUACAAGUCUUUUGAAGAUAUUUGUAAUUACAUCAGAAACAAUGAAACAAAAGUUGAUGAUUUAUUAAAUCAACUAAGAAAUUUGAAGGACAGCUGCAAACAGUUAAGCAGUGACCAAUCAGAUGAGAUGUCAGAUGAUGCUACCAUAAUGACCUUGAGGAUGUUCAUGGACCAUGACAUCGUGAUGUUGAAACAUUUGAACUUACUUCGGCAAACAUUUGGAACUGUUACAAAUGCAACGGCAAAUAAAAUCUGUGAGAUUGUAACAGCAAUAUCCAAUGAACUGUCAGAAGAGACGAAAGAAUACAUAAAACAGGAAACAAAUGAAGCAGACAAGGAAAAUGUCAAGUUAUGGGGUGAAAAUAUACAAUGCUAUUAUAUUCCAUAUAAACCAACAAAGAAGCCAUUAGCUAAUCUGAUGAACAAACCUGCUGUCACCGGUGCAUUUAUCAAUGAUUUCUCUAUGAAAUAUAAAGAAAAUGUUGAAAAAGUGAAUACUACCAUUAAGGAAACUAAGCCUGUAUCUAAGUUUAGUAAAACAUGGUUGGAAAUAAAAAUGAAAGAACUGUAUCCAACUGGUGAUGGCAUAUCCAGCGUCCAUAUAUUACAAUCCAUUAUAACAUUCCUAAAUUCUACACGAACUAAUGAUGAACUGCAGAAUGAUCUCUUCGAAUUAUUGGGCUUUGACAAGUUUGAAUUCAUUCUUGAAAUUUUGGCACAUAGACAGGAUAUUAUUGACAGCUUGAAAGCGCCGCCUCCACAACCUACAUUAUCAGAACUUUCAGCAAAUCUUCCUGACAAUAAAAUGCCUCAAUACUUAUGCCAAGUGUCAGUACUUUCGGAACAGGAGAAGAUGAUUGCGAAACUAGUGAGAAAAGGAGAAAAGAAGGCAAGGAGUUCUAAGAAAAAUGAUGUAGAAGAUGAACCGGAAAUUGAUAUAGCUCAAUUGAGAGCUCGAAGGAUAGCUGAACUAUCGAAACCGGUGGUACCAUUUUCUACAUCGAAAUCUUCAAAGAAUAUAGACCCAAUACUACGAAAAAUAACUUACUCCCAAACUAAAGUUCAAUAUCCAAAUGUUUAUGAUUCGUCUAUUGACGCAAAGAAUGCUGCUGGAUUUGUAUCUGGCCUGAAAUUAAUGUUACCUGAAACCGCUGUCAGAAAAGACCUGAAAGAAUAUGAAGAGGUUGUAAUACCUAAAAAUGAUCCACCACCUUUGCAAAUUGGAAACAAACGAGUUCCUAUAUCUAGUAUGGAUGAGAUAGGUCAAAUGGCAUUUGAAAACAUAAAGGAGUUAAACCGAAUACAGUCAGUGGUGUUCCAAACGGCGUACAACACAAAUGAAAACUUACUCAUUUGUGCACCUACAGGGGCGGGUAAAACUAACAUAGCACUGCUCACUGUAGUGCACCAGAUAAAACAGCAUAUAGAAAAUGACGUCAUCAUGAAGAAUAAAUUUAAGAUUAUAUAUAUUGCGCCAAUGAAAGCUCUCGCGUCCGAAAUGACCGCCAGCUUCGGAAGACGGCUGCGUGGUCUCGGCAUCGCUGUCCGAGAGUUGACCGGUGACAUGAAACUAACAAAAAGUGAGGUACAGCAAACCCAGAUGAUAGUCACUACACCGGAAAAAUGGGAUGUUGUCACCAGGAAAGGAGCGACGGAUACGGAACUCGCUUCAAUAGUGAAGUUGAUAAUCAUUGAUGAAGUUCACUUGCUACACGGCGACAGGGGGCCCAUAGUAGAAGCCAUAGUGGCCAGAACGCUCAGACAGGUUGAGACGACACAAAACAUGAUUCGCAUCGUCGGCUUGUCUGCUACAUUGCCCAAUUACCUUGAUGUUGCCAGGUUUCUACGUGUAAACCCGAAUAUCGGUUUAUUCUUCUUCGACUCACGAUUUCGUCCCGUACCUUUGGAGCAACAGUUUAUUGGUGUCAAAGAAGUCGGCAGUGGCGGUGGUGCUCAUCUAAGACAGCUACAAAUAAUGAAUGAAAUAUGUUACGAUAAAGCGGUAGAUAUGGUACAAAAAGGUCACCAAGUGAUGGUAUUUGUUCACGCACGUAAUGCAACGCACCAAACCGCCAUGAUACUGAAAGAACUCGCCCAAAAGAAAGGUCAUCUCAAGCACUUCGAGCCUGAAGACUCCGGUGGCUUUUUGAAGGCUAAAAAAUCAAUAUCUACAAGUCCUAAUAAACAAUUGGCAGAGUUAUUUGCAAGUGGAUUUGCAUGUCAUCAUGCCGGAAUGUUGAGAAGUGAUAGGAACAUGGUUGAGAAGUAUUUUGCUGAUGGUUACAUAAAGGUGCUGGUGUGUACUUCAACCCUAGCCUGGGGUGUCAACUUGCCUGCGCAUGCCGUUGUUAUUAGGGGUACAGAAAUCUACGACCAAAGUCACGGCACAUUCGUGGACCUCAGUAUUCUGGACGUACUCCAGAUCUUCGGUCGCGCUGGCCGUCCACAAUUCGACACCUCGGGAACUGGCAUCAUCAUCACCACGCAUGAUAAAUUGACACAUUAUUUGAAAUCGAUGACCAAUCAAUUCCCUAUAGAGAGCAACUUUAUCAACCUACUGGCAGAUAAUUUAAACGCUGAGGUUGCACUUGGUACAGUUACUAAUAUCGAUGAGGCAGUGGAAUGGCUCAGUUACACGUAUCUCUUCGUGCGAAUGAGAAUUAAUCCUCAGGUAUAUGGGUUAACAUACAAUGACGUGCAAGACGACCCAAUGUUAGAAACAAAGAGACGUGAAUUGAUCACCGCAGCUGCUAUGCAACUCGACAAAACCCACAUGAUACGCUAUAACGAGCGUACUGGCGACUUAAAUGUAACUGAUCUGGGGCGGACCGCCAGUCACUACUACAUAACGUGUGAAACAAUGGAAGUGUUCAAUUCUAUGGUUCGCAAGUCUAUGACGCAGGCGUAUGUACUGGAGAUGCUUACACGCUGCUCCGACUUCCAACAAUUGAAGGUCAGAAAAGAAGAGUUAACGGAACUGUGGAACCUAAAGGACCACUACUGCGAACUGCGCAUCGAUGACCCACCUGAAGAUAUACAUUGGAAGAUCAAUAUACUGCUGCAGACUUACUUGUCUCGCGGACGAGUUAAUGGCUCCUCCUUACAAUCUGAUUUAAACUACAUCAGUCAGAAUGCUGUACGUAUAGUUCGCGCACUAUUCGAAAUUACACUCCGCAAAAACAACGCAUACAUGGCGGGCUUAUAUCUCAAGAUGGCGAAGAUGUUGGAACUCCAAAAUUGGGAUUUCUACAGUGAUAUGCGACAGUUCAAUUGUUUCACUAUCGAGACACUCAAACAUAUUGAAUAUCCCAUGUUGAAGCCGGAUCAAAUUAGAGAUAUGGACUGGAAAGAAAUAGGUGAUUUGAUAAGAAACCCUAAAAACGCUACUCAUUUAAAGAAAUGUGCAGAUGAGUUCCCACUAUUAGAAAUGGAAGCGAGUCUACAUCCAAUAACACGAACAGUUCUCAGAAUUCGUCUUAUUAUUACACCUAAUUUCAAAUGGAAUGACAAAUAUCAUGGCAAAGCACCCGAGGCAUUUUGGAUAUGGGUUGAAGAUCCUGAUACUGAUAUAAUGUAUUAUCAUGAAUACUUUCUUAUAACGAAAAAGCAGGUUAUUACCAAGGAGCCACAAGAACUUAUCAUUACAAUCCCGAUUUCUGAACCUCUUCCCCCUCAAUAUUACAUCAGAGCUACUUCGGAAAGGUGGCUUGGAUCUGAGAGUGUGUUGCCGCUAACAUUCCAGCAUUUGAUACUGCCAGAAACACAUCCACCUCACACAGAUCUGCUGGAACUUCAACCUCUGCCUGUGACAGCACUAAACAACGGAUCGUUCGAGAUGCUGUACAACUUCAGCCACUUCAACCCCAUACAGACGCAGAUAUUCCACUGUUUGUAUCACACGGAUAAUAACGUGCUGCUCGGCGCGCCCACUGGCUCAGGCAAGACGAUCGUCGCUGAGGUCGCCAUGUUCAGGGUGUUCAAUGAAUAUCCUGGAUGUAAGGUUGUAUACAUAGCGCCGUUAAAGGCACUAGUAAAAGAACGAAUAAAAGAUUGGAAAGUACGUCUCGAGGAGAAACUAGGAAGGAAAGUUGUUGAAUUGACAGGUGAUGUGUCGCCCGACAUUCGAUCAAUAAAGAACGCACAGGUUAUAGUCACGACUCCUGAAAAAUGGGACGGCAUCAGUCGAUCCUGGCAGACAAGGAACUACGUCAGGGAUGUAGCUCUGAUCGUUAUCGAUGAAAUACAUCUACUGGGUGAGGAUAGGGGUCCCGUCUUAGAAGUUAUUGUUUCAAGAACCAAUUUCAUCGAGUCACAUACGUCACGACGUCUACGGAUCAUCGGCCUAUCGACAGCGCUCGCCAAUGCGAAAGACCUCGCCAACUGGCUGAAUAUUGGCGAAAUGGGGCUGUACAACUUCAGGCCGUCUGUACGACCCGUCCCAUUAGAGGUACAUAUAUCAGGGCAUCCAGGCAGACAUUACUGCCCGCGAAUGUUAUCCAUGAACAAACCGACGUUCCACGCCAUACGCCAGCACUCGCCAUCGGCGCCUGCUCUCGUCUUCGUCUCCAGUCGACGUCAGACCAGAUUAACAGCCCUCGAUCUAAUCGCAUAUCUAGCAGCUGAAGACAACCCGAAACAAUGGUUGCACAUGCAAGAAUCGGAAAUGGAACAAAUUCUAUCCAACAUCCGAGAAUCGAACCUGAAACUGACGCUCGCGUUCGGUAUUGGCAUACACCACGCUGGCUUGCAUGAGAGAGACCGGAACACUGUUGAAGAAUUAUUUAUUAAUCAGAAAAUACAGGUCCUAAUCUGCACAGCGACGCUGGCUUGGGGAGUGAACUUCCCAGCUCACUUAGUCGUAAUUAAAGGCACAGAGUACUUCGACGGCAAGCAGAAGCGAUACGUGGAUAUGCCCAUCACUGAUGUACUACAGAUGAUGGGCAGAGCGGGCAGACCACAGUAUGACAAUGAGGGUGUCGCUGUGGUACUAGUUCACGAUCAGAAGAAAAACUUCUACAAAAAGUUCCUCUACGAACCAUUCCCGGUGGAAUCUAGUCUAUUGGAGGUGCUUGCUGACCACUUGAACGCGGAGAUUGUUGCAGGUACUGUGCAUACAAAACAGGACAUCCUAGACUACAUGACGUGGACGUAUUUCUUCCGCCGGCUGCUGAAGAACCCCUCAUAUUACAACCUGGAAAGCUUGGAGCCGCAGGAUGUGAACCGGUACCUCUCUAACCUGGUCCAGACCAGCCUCGAUGCACUCUCUCAUGCCAACUGCGUAGAGAUCGAAGAGGACCAGCGUACAGUGCACAGCACUUGGAUGGGACGCAUCGCCUCGUACUACUACCUCUCGCAUCACACCAUGGAGCACUUCAGCUUGCAUUUGGCACCGUCGCUGGAUGCCGACGAACUGCUAAGGGCGUUGGCAGACUCGCACGAAUACGCCACACUACCCGUCAGACAUAACGAGGAUGUACUUAAUGGUGAAUUGUCGCAACAGCUCCGACUACCCGUGGAUGUGUUGUCGCUAGAUUCGUCCAAUGUGAAAGCGUUCUUGCUCCUACAGGCGCAUAUGACGCGCGUGCAACUACCCAACACGGAUUACUUGACUGAUACUAAGUCAGUGCUUGAUCAGACCAUACGUAUACUGCAGGCAAUGAUUGACACAUCAGCAGAAAACGGCUGGCUUUCCGUCUGUCUGUCGUGUCAGAUGCUUAUGCAGAGCAUCGUCCAAGCACGGUGGCCCAUUGACUCACCACUCACCACAUUACCAAAUAUUGAUUCUCAUCAUUUAUACAUAUUUACGCAAAUGACGAAAGAUACAAAUAAACCUUGCAUGAUGUUAAAUGGAUUGAAAAUAGUUUGUAUGAAGAAUUAUGAACUGCUGGCAAAAUAUAUGAGAAGAGAAUUUGAAGAAAGUCAAAUCGAACAGAUAUAUAGAGUUAUUUGCGACCUCCCUACACUGAAUAUAAAGUUGUCUGUCCGAGGGAUAUGGUACGAUAGCGACUGUGAACAAGAUAAGCGUCUCCCGCAACCACCCAAAAGUGACCAGUGGAUACCGGUACAUGCUGACCAGGAAUAUACGCUACUAAUAGAGAUGAACCGCCGCGGUGGUAACCCUAGCAACGUGUAUUGCCCGCGGUUCCCACGCGGCAAAAACGAGGGCUGGAUCCUCACUCUCGGCUGCCGUGACCUUGGGGAUUUAUUAGCACUCAAGCGGAGCCCCGCUGCCCGGGCUGCUCACGUUACUCAUCUAGAUUUCCACACGCCACCAAAAACAGGUCGCGUAAUUUACACUAUAUACAUUAUCAGUGACAGCUAUAUGGGGCUAGAUCAACAGUAUGAUCUACAGUUGGAAGUGAUAGAUCCUCUACCCGUCGAGAAAGUCGACAACAUAUAUAAUACAUUUGACAAGACUGUAUUGGAGUAAAUUUAUAUUUAUAAAUAAAUCAUUUUAUUAUUG
Messenger RNA from Achroia grisella, 6610 nucleotides. It is a transcript of the gene obe, whose product is annotated as activating signal cointegrator 1 complex subunit 3. Lineage: Eukaryota; Metazoa; Arthropoda; Insecta; Lepidoptera; Pyralidae. The coding region runs from base 26 to 6577 and encodes 2183 amino acids. Gene Ontology annotation, molecular function: ATP hydrolysis activity; nucleic acid binding; ATP binding. The transcript is spliced from 38 exons. The record is from RefSeq and is a predicted model, not a curated record.